Dromaius novaehollandiae (emu) is the source of this 2139-nucleotide messenger RNA. It is a transcript of the gene XNDC1N, whose product is annotated as XRCC1 N-terminal domain containing 1, N-terminal like. The record is from RefSeq and is a predicted model, not a curated record. Gene Ontology annotation, biological process: base-excision repair; single strand break repair. Gene Ontology annotation, cellular component: nucleus. NCBI's taxonomy places the organism in Eukaryota, Metazoa, Chordata, Aves, Casuariiformes, Dromaiidae. Gene Ontology annotation, molecular function: damaged DNA binding. The transcript is spliced from 10 exons. The coding region runs from base 168 to 1418 and encodes 416 amino acids.
CCGGGGGUGACGAGACGUCACGUGGCGCUGCGUGACGGCGGCGGCUCGAAGGUCGCGGCGUUUUGGCGGGAGAUCCGGGAGGCGGCGCUGCAGGAAGCGAGUGCGAAGGCCCUGCCCGCCUCGACGGAGCUCGACCGCCGCGGGCGGCUGUUCCCGAAGGAUUCCGGAUGGCUCCGGUGAAAAUCAGCUACGUCGUGUCCUUCUCCUCGCAGGACCCCAGGUACCCGGCGGAGAACCUGCUGCGCGAUGACGGCCUCCGCCCCUGGCUCAGCUGCCCCCGGGACCAGAGCAGGCAGCUCACGGUGGAGCUGCAGCUGGAGAGAGCCAGCCCCAUCGGCUACGUGGACGUGGGGAACUGCGGCUGUGCCUUUCUGCAGAUCGACGUGGGCCGCUCCUCCUGGCCGCUCAAGCAGCCCUACGUCACCCUGCUGCCCAGCGUCGCGCUGAUGACGCCGGCUGACUCCAAGCUGGGCAGGAACCGCUGCGGAGUCCGGAUGUUUAAAGAAGCGGAUUUCCUGGCGCCGGCGGUGGGCCAGAAGUGGGACCGCCUGCGGCUCGUCUGCAGCCAGCCCUUCGGCAAGCGCAGCCCCUUCGGGCUCUCCUUCCUCCGCGUGCGCACGCCGCCGGACGCCCAGCACAGCCCGCCGCCCCCUCCGCAGCAGCAAGGGCCGGAGGAUCCCGAGUCGGCAGCCAGCCCGUGGCACUCCAACCCCGCCUUUCGCCGGACUUUCUUUCCAGAACCACGCGUGAGCAGCAGGGAGGAGGAGCAGCUGAAGAGCCGCCUGCAGCAGCUGGAGCCAGGCCCCCAGCCCCACGCGUGGAGCCCAGCCCGCCUCAGCCGGCCGGCCAGGAUGGUGCUGUCCGCAGCUCAGAGCCGGGCUCUCCAGCCCGGAGCCAGCGCAGGCUCCCUGGGGAGCAGCCAGGAGCAGCCAGCUGAAGACCCCGGAGGCCCUGCAGCAUCGGGGUCCGCGCAGGAUGCGCCUGCAGCCCCGAAGAGAGCCCGCAGGACACCGGCCAAGAGGCAGAGCGCUCGGAGCCCAGCGCGCAGGUCUCUGCCAGCUCCCUCAAGGCCGUCCAGGGCGGGAGGAAGAGCCCGGGGCCGCAGAGGAAGGCCGGCCAGGAGCCGGGAGAGCAGCGGAGAGAGCCGUCACGGGGAGGUGGGCACGUGCCCCAUCUGCUCGGGCUGCUUCAGCGUGGAGCUCCUUCCUGCGCACGCCUCCGGCUGCGGGGAGGAAGACGCGGUCCCGGAGGCCGCCUGGGCCUCCUCGCCGUGGGGGGAUCCGUCGCCCGAGGCCGGGGUGUCGUGCCCCAUCUGCGAGCUCCGGUUCAGCCCGGCGGAGGUGGAGCAACACGCCAGCACCUGCGGGGAGCAGGCGGGAGCCCUGGGCCCCUCGUCCUCGCCCCUGUGGGUGGAGUAGGGCCGUGGGGCCGGAGGAGAGGCCCCGACUCGGUGCCCCCCAGACACUCGAUUUGCAGAGACUCCCCUGAAAUAGGGCCACAGUUGAUCCUACAGCCGUCUCACUAUACAGGCGAGGACAAGGGACAUUCCAGUCACCGGGAAUUCACUCGCACAGCGAACCUCUUCCUCGUGAGCCGCCGCAGAGACCGGCGAGGCCAAGGGGAGCUGGCGGCGAGGAGGGGCAGGGGCUCCCUGGCCCGCUGCACCCAGGAGGCUGGAGUCUGCCAGACCAGUGCAGUUCUGCUGCCGUUAGAGGCUGGUGUGCGGAGUCCAGGUGCUGGGACCUGCCCGGCCCUUGUCACUUUGGGCAUCACAAGCCAGGGCUGAGGAGCAGCGGCUGCCACUGCCAGCGCCGCAUGACGCCUGUGCCAGCGGAGCAGGGCUGGACCUGGGUGUGCCGCCGGCUUUGCACGCGGCAGCACCGACCUGCAGAUUUAAAGCGAGGCUGGCAGGCGGAUGGAGACAUCACUGCCGUCCCAGCGGCCCCCAGGGCUCGGGAGACCGUCACCGGACUCGGGAGGGGAGCAGGAGCCUGUCCCGGGCUCCGGGCCCGGCUGUUGCGCAAAGGCUGCGGCAGGACGGUCACCGUGUGCGUUACGGUGUGCCGGCAGCUGAGGGCUGACACGGCUGUAACAACAAACGCUGCUUUUGGGGAAGAAUAAACCAGGAGAGAAAGAGGA